CCUCAGCACUCUGAUCUUAGGGCAAGCAGGCAGAGUGCAAAAUGGCGCACAGCUGUCGGUGGCGGUUCCCUGCUCGGCCCGGUGGGAUCACCAACGCGGGCAGCGGGAGGAGAGCGGGCCGGAUACGGGUCACUGCUUCCCUCCGAACUGGCACUGGGACCCACCCGAACGCGAGCGGGCUCGGCCCGGGUUUUGAUGCUGCGUUGCAAGUUUCUGCUGCCAUCGGCAACAACCUGCAGAAAUUUCGGGAUGUUUUCGGGGAGGCGAGUGGCUCGAGCAGCGGGGAGGAAGAGCCCUUCUGUGGAUUUGGUACGCACAAUGAAACUAGAAGAAUACAGAGUUCAGUCAGGACCCCCACAGUCAAGUCCCCCCAGCAGAAGAAGCCAAGGGGGCGCCCUCCACGAGCCUUGGCUGCGCAAAGGAUGGCUGUGGAUUGUGGCCCUUCUCCCAUGCCUGCCUCCACCUCCCACGGCAAGCCUGAGGGGACAGACCGGCCCCCAGAGAAAGUUAAGCGCCCACCAGGGAGGCCCCCAGGGACCGGAGAGAAGAGACGAGGCCGGCCUCCAGCUUCUAGCAGCCUGAAGAGCUGGCAACAGAAGAGCCAGUCCGGCCAUGAGGAUGGUAGGGACUCGGCUCAGGAUGAGAGGGGCAAAAAGGCCGUGAGGAGGGCGCCAUUAGCCUCUAUGCAGCAGCGGCCUCAGCAGCUGCAAGAAAUGGCAAAGCUCCCCAGGGGUCCCAAGGUGGGUCGUAUCUCCAAGAUCACCAAAAUAAAGCGGCUGCGGGCAGUAAAGUUGGCGCCGCUCAAGUCAAGGCUGAAGGCUGUCGGGAGGAAAGGUGUCCCAGUCCCAGUGGUACCGAGGCGGAGGCGGGGUCGGCCCCCUUCCGCAGAGCGCCUGAAAGCGGAGGCUGCUGUUGCCGCUGCCGGUGCCUCGAUCCCUCAGUCGCCCCUUCUGGAUAUUUCGCAGGCUGGGAAACAGAAAGCUUUCAGGUUACGUCGAGAGAGGCACUUAGGCCCCGACACUCCUCAACAUCUAAAGCUCCAGGUCCCACAUGCCGCUGAGGAGAUGGUGGUCGGCUCUGACCCCCAUAGCCCUCUGUCGGCCCUGUCAGCAGACCUGGCCUCCAGGCCAGGGAGACCUGUGGGUGUGAGGCAGAGCCCUCGACGCAUCACACCUGUGCGCAUAGUCCCACCUUCGAAGCGCACAGAUGCCACCAUUGCCAAGCAGCUACUGCAGCGUGCCAAGAAAGGGGCGCAGAAGAAGAAGCUUCUGGAAAAGGAGGCGGCAGCAGCAAUUGGAAGUCAGAGCACGGCCAACAUGGAGGCUGGUAUCAGACGGAAGAGGAGGACUCAGCUGAAGAACAUCCGGCAGUUCAUCAUGCCCGUGGUGAGCACUGUAUCCUUGCGCAUCAUUAAGACCCCAAAGCGCUUUAUUGAAGAUGAGCCCAAUUUCGGGGCUCCACCACCCCACCUCAAGAUGCCUAGGGUGGAUGCAGUGCCCUCAGUCGCAGGUCCCCAGCCCUCUUCCCCACCUCUCACCAUGUCGUCAUCCACCACGACUCCAGGGGCGUCCGGAUCCGCUGGGGCUGUGGCCUCCGCCAGUGCCCCCCCUCCGCCACCUACCCCAACCCAGAGCAUCACUGCAGUGGCUGGCGGAGGCUUGCUUAACAACAGCAGUUGCAACAACAGCACCAGCAACGGGCGCUUCAGCAGCAGCGCAGCCUCCUGCGGCUCCAGCGCCGUGUCUCAGCACUCCUCACAGCUAUCCUCUGGUGAGUCCUCGCGCUCCAGCAGCCCCAGCCUGGACUCAUCUAGUGACUCCCAAGCAUCAGAGGGCACGCAGGCACAUUCCGAGGAGGCUGACCGCUCCCCUUCUUCCCAGGGUGAGAGGGAAGCUGGCUUACUUCACGUGUCGAGGCCUCCUUCCCCUCCCUCGGAGCCCGAGCACGUUUCAGUAAUGGAGCGGAGCCGGAGGGGGCGUCAGGGACAGGGAGUCGGAAGAGGCAACUUGGUGGCUGGCACUCGGGGAGGUCUUGCUAGCGGUAGGAAGAAAUCAAUCAUCAGUCCAGCAACAGGGGUGCUGUUGUCUUCCUCUCGAACCGGGUCGAAACAGGCUUCAUCAACAGCGUCGUCCUCCUCCUCCCCACCACCUCCCCCUCUUCACCCCCCGCCGCAGCCGGCAGCCUCCACCACAUCAGCCAUCAGCGAACAUCAUCCUCACUCGCCGUGGAUUAUGCAGCACCCCAUUGCCCCUUUCAUCUCAGCCCCAGUGCUCUCUCCCCUCCAAGAGAAGCGGCACUCCAUCCUCCGGGAGCCCACGUUCCGCUGGACGUCGAUGCCUCGUUCAGAGCAGCACUACUUUUCCUCGGCCAAAUACGCCAAGGAGGGCCUCAUCCGCAAGCCCAUCUUUGACAACUUCCGCCCUCCACCCCUCACUGCAGAGGAUGUGGGCCUACUUCCCUCAGGUGCUGGCGGGGGCAGUGGGGGUGUAGCAGGUAGUUUCCCUGGACCAGGAGGGGGCCCUGGGCCAGGAAACCGGCUAUUCUCGCAUCUACACCAUCACCCCCACCAGCAUCCUUCCUCCCGCUUUGAGCCACCACUGCACAAGCGCAGUCCUCUACUCCGAGCCCCCCAGUUCACCCCCAGCGAGGCGCACUCUCGCAUAUUUGAGUCAGUCACCCUUCCGUCGUCUUCUGGGAGCAGCGCUGGCUCUGUGUCCUCCCUGCAAGCGUCGUCCACGGCUGCGAGGGUGCAGCGCCGCAGGAGGCGGAGGACCUUCGGGCCACUGCGAGGCCAACCCAGGUCACCUUCCCACUCUAUGACCACUCGGAGCAGCCAGUCAGGUGCACAGGCGGGCAAGGGCACCUCUGAACUCUCCCCCUUACCAGGUCACGCCUCCGCAAGCGCCUCCAGUUGCUCUGGCUCCCUCCCAGGAGUGGCGGUCAGUCCCCUUGCUGCCAGUGCCUUAACCCCUGCCUCUUUCAGCUCGUUCUCUCCAGGCCCCUUGAGCCUUCCGACCGAGGGUGCCGUCGAUUCCUAUCAGCCAGGUGGCCGCAAAGCAGCCGGAGGCCUGGGAGGAGCAGGGGAUUCCUCUUCCGCCUCCUCAUCACCGCUCUUCCCUCUCUUUGCUUCCAGCCCCCAGGCAGCCAGCAGUGGAGCUGGGAAAGGGGGCAGGGAGAGGGGCGCUUCAGCCUCUCGGGAGAUAAGUGCCAAGGAGAAGGAAAGGGAAAUGGACAGGGCUAGAGAACGUGAGAAGGAAAACAAAAAAGAGGUGCAAAAGGACAGAGAGAAACGUGGAAAGGGCGCCACUCCAGAGGGCAUCUCUACUACAUCAUCUAGCCUCUUUCCCAUGGAUGAGGACUCUGAAGAGUGCCCAGUGUCCAGCCCCCCAAAGAAGACACCUGGCCGGAAGAAAUGUGUCUCGGGCGACCCCAAUACAGAAACCUCCCUGUCCCCUGCCUUAGGGUCUAUAGAUGGGGGUUCCCUCCAAGCUGCUGCCAGCCCCCCAACACCCAAGGGCCGUCUGUACAAGAAAGGGAGGUCUGCAGACAGGGGCCUGGAUGCUGAAACAGAGGGUAAAGAAAAAGACAAGGAAAGAGAGAGGGAUAGAGCGGGUACCCCAACCCAGCAGGGCACUCAGCCUGGGCCAGCCCGAAAACAGGGCUCUGUCCCCUCACUCGGGUCCAUGUUGGCCCAGGCCGAGAAGCAGCAGGUGGCCGACAAGCGAGUUGCUGGGCUGCUGAAGAAGGCCAAAGCGCAGCUGUACAAAAUUGAGAAGAGCAAGUCCCUGAAGACAACAGAGAUGCCGAAAGCACAGGGCCAGGAGAGUGACUCUUCUGAGACGUCAGCCCGCGGGCCUCGUAUCAAGCACGUUUGCCGGCGCGCUGCUGUGGCGCUGGGUCGGAACCGGGCUGUGUUCCCCGAUGACAUGCCCACCCUCAGUGCCUUGCCAUGGGAGGAAAGAGAGAAGAUACUGUCUUCCAUGGGGAAUGAUGACAAGUCAUCAGUGGCGGGUUCAGAGGAAGCGGAGCCCACAGCUCCACCCAUCAAGCCAAUUAAGCCCAUCAAGCCCAUCAAGCCAGUUACCCGGCACAAGACCAUUCAGGAGCCACCAGCACGGAAGGGGCGUCGCUCACGCCGCUGUGGCCAGUGUCCUGGCUGCCAGGUGCCUGACGACUGUGGCAUCUGCACCAACUGCCUGGACAAGCCUAAAUUUGGGGGGCGCAACAUCAAAAAGCAGUGCUGCAAGGUGAGGAAGUGCCAGAACUUGCAGUGGAUGCCGCCCAGGGCAAUACUCCAGAAACAGGCGAAGGACAAGAAAGACAAAAAGAAGAACAAAAUGGCAGAAAAAAAGGAAGCGCAUCAUUCCGCCAGGAUCCAUUCCUCUGACAGCGACCCGAAACCUGCCCCACCCACAGUGAGGGAGGAGCUUUCUCGCAAAAGGAGUGAAACCCCAUCCCCAAAGCACAAUGAGGAGAGGCAGAAGCAGCAGGCCCAGCAGCCCCCACCGCCACUGAGCCCUUCCCACGAAGAUCCCCAGUCUGCUCCAAGCGCAGCACCAACGCCAGAGCCAAAACAGCCCACAGCGCCUCCUAGCACCAGCUCCAGGAAGGAGCGCAAAGCGCCACUGCAGACUCCUGCCUCUACCUCGGUACCCGCCACCCCAUGCCCGCUUCCGCAGCCCCAGAUCAACGCGGAGCCUUCACAGACCCAGCAGAAUCAGGCACCGAAAGAAGAAGUGCCAGGCAAGCCUCCCCCCGGCGAGCCUAAAAAGAAACCUCCGCAGAAGAACGUCACGGUGCCAGUUACAGAGACAGCGCUGGAAUCAAAACAGGUGAAGAAAGUACCUCCUCGAUGUGCCCCACCCCCUAAACAGAAACCCAAAGAGAAGGAAAAGUCGACAUCCAGCAGUCACGAAGCUGGUUCUUUAAACCCCCUAAGCAUUCCCUCAACUGGAGGCCUCGGUAGGCAGAAAACGCCCUACGAUGGAGUGCAUCGCAUAAGAGUGGAUUUCAAGGAGGACUUUGACAGCGACAAUGUGUGGGAGAUGGGCGGCCUCAGUAUCCUGACCUCUGUGCCCAUCAGCCCACGAGUGGUUUGCUUCCUCUGUGCCAGCAGCGGGCACAUGGAGUUUGUGUUCUGUCAGGUGUGCUGUGAGCCCUUCCAUCUUUUUUGCUUGGAGGAGACAGAGCGCCCCCUGCAGGAGCAGCUGGAGAACUGGUGUUGCCGCCGCUGUCGUUUUUGCCACACGUGUGGCCAUCAGCACCAAAAGACCAAACAGCUGCUGGAGUGCAACAAGUGCCGAAACAGCUAUCACCCCGAGUGCCUGGGCCCCAACCAUCCCACCAGGCCCACCAAGAAGAAGAGAAUCUGGAUCUGUACCAAGUGUGUGCGCUGCAAAAGCUGUGGUGCCACUACUCCGGGGAAGGCCUGGGAUGCCCAGUGGUCACAUGACUUUUCCAUGUGUCAUGACUGUGCCAAACUCUUUGCUAAAGGUAAUUUCUGCCCACUCUGCGACAAGUGCUAUGAUGACGAUGACUACGAGAGCAAGAUGAUGCAGUGUGGGAGGUGCGACCGCUGGGUGCACGCCAAGUGCGAGAAUCUCAGUGAUGAAAUGUACGAGAUUCUGUCCAACCUGCCGGAGAGCGUGGUUUACACCUGCGUCAACUGCACUGAGCGCCACCCGGCAGAGUGGAGAACCGCGUUGGAAAAGGAGCUGCAAAGCUCAGUGCGACGUGUCCUCACCGCCCUGCUUAACUCGCGCACCUCCACCCACCUGCUCCGCUACAGACAGGCUGUGAUGAAGCCCCCAGAGCUGAAUCCAGAGCCUGAAGAGAGCCUGCCCUCCCGCCGCUCCCCUGAGGGCCCUGACCCCCCUGUUCUGACUGAGGUAUCCCCACCCACCGACUCCCCACUGGACCUGGAGUCUGUGAAGAGGAAGAUGGAGAUGGGGCGUUACAAGGCUGUGCUGGAGUUCAGCGACGAUAUUGUCCGCAUCAUCCAGACAGCCAUCAACUGUGACGGAGGGCAGCCAGAGAACAAGAAGGCCAACAGCAUGCUGAAGUCCUUCUUCAUUAGGCAAAUGGAGCGCGUGUUCCCCUGGUUCAAGGUUAAGGAGUCCAGGUACUGGGAGCCAAACAAGGUCUCUUCCAACAGUGGGCUGCUUCCUAACGCUGUGCUGCCCCCUUCCUUGGACCACAAUUACGCUCAGUGGCGGGAGGAAAUUGCACGAGCUGAACAGCAACAGCAGCAGCAGCCACCACUCAUGAAAAAGAUCAUCCCUGCCCCACGACCCAAAACUCCAGGGGAGCCGGAGUCUCUGACACCCCCUUCCCCACCUCAGCACAAACUUGGUCCACACCUCAGCCGAGAGGACAGUCCCGAGCUUCCGCCUCCGCCCGAUGUGAGUGACAACAGGCAGUGUGCGCUGUGCCUGAAAUAUGGAGAUGACAACACCAAUGACAGCGGCCGGCUCCUGUAUAUUGGCCAGAAUGAGUGGACCCACGUGAAUUGUGCCCUGUGGUCAGCUGAGGUUUUUGAGGACGAUGAUGGCUCCCUGAAGAAUGUCCACAUGGCAGUGGCCCGAGGAAAGCAGCUGCGCUGCGAGCACUGCCAAAGGCCUGGUGCCACUGUGGGCUGCUGCUUGCCCUCCUGUACCAGUAACUUCCACUUCAUGUGUGCCCGCAUGCGCCACUGUGUCUUCCUGGAGGACAAGAAGGUGUACUGCCAACGUCAUAGUGACCUCAUCAAAGGGGAGGUGGUGUCUGAAACUGGGUUUGAGGUGACACGGCGGGUCCUGGUGGACUUUGAAGGAGUCAGCCUGCGCAAGAAGUUUCUGAAUGGCCUGGAGCCGGAGAAUGUCCACAUGAUGAUAGGGUCCAUGACCGUCGACUGCCUGGGCAUCCUGACUGAGCUUUCUGACUGUGAACACAAGCUUUUCCCCAUUGGAUACCAGUGCUCAAGAGUGUAUUGGAGCACACUAGAUGCCCGCAAGCGUUGUGUUUACACCUGUAGAAUUGUGGUGUGUCGCCCCCCGGUGGCAGAGCCCAAUUCCAACAGCACUUUAGAGCAUGAAGAUAACCGCACCAUAGCCCACAGCCCCCCUCCUGUUGUAGAUGGGGAUAGUGAUGUUGCAGAUGUGGAACUGUCAUCACCCUCUGGGUUAGAAGUACGUUCCUCUCAAUCCCCAGACCACCAGAUCACUCCUACAACACCAAAACUAAAGGCUGCUGUCAGAAGUAGACAUCCCAGCUACCCUCCAUGCCAGAGGUCCCCCAUUUCCAGACCACUCCCUUCCCCAGGGGGCCCCUCGAACUCCACCCAUGAGAUUGUGACUGUGGGUGAUCCCUUGCUAAGCUCUGGAUUGCAUAGCAUUGGGUCCCGACGGCACAGCACCUCCUCGCUCUCUUCUCACCCUCCAAAACAACGGAUCCCUUCACCUUCCAAGGGCAGUGCUGUGCUGGGUCGCCAAGGAGCCUUUGCCUCAUCCCCUUCUCUUUUGGCUGCCUCGAAAGAUGUUGAGAAGGAUGGAGACAGGGAGCAAUCAGUCAGACCCAUGCCAGAUGGGAAUCACGGUCGAGAAUCAAGGGUGAUCAGUUCCGGGUGUAACCGUAAGAAUUUGUCCGGCAUUCCUGAUAAGAGAGCAGAAAAUAGCCAAGAGGGCACUGGCAAGCAGUUGGGAGAGGAGAAAUGUGCCAUAGUCCCCCCUCUGGGCAGAAUGAGUCAAGCGUUGCUUGGACGACCUGCAGUACUGGCAGGGUCCCAGAAGAGCAUUAGCACCAAGGUGGAAAAAGCAAGGCAGAGCGGGAAGGACACAGACCUUCCAACUACUGGUAGUCAUGUGUCCCGUCGUCCUCUUGCCACCCUGAUGAAAGACGCCAGUGGAAGUGACUCUGUGAAGGAUGGCAGGUUAAGUCCAGGCACUGCCUCCAAGGAUGCAGUAAACCCUGGUUCCCCUUUGCCUCCACAUCACAAAAGUGGAGGGAGGAAGUCCCGUGAUCAACUAUCCAGUCCACCCCCAGCUGCUGCCUUGAAGCCCCUUUGGUCCACUGGAGCUGCUACCGCUGAAGACACAGUGAAGCGUGGCUUGCAGGCAACCUCUGUAUCGUCCACAGGCCCAGUUUCUAGCACGAAAGAAACACGCUCCAAAGGGCGACCUGCAGACAACAGGGAGUCAGGGAAAGAAAGGGAAAAGAAGUCUCAAAACAGCAAUGCUCAGAUAGCAUUGACCUCUACUCAUGUAGAGGUCAAAAGCCCUGCAAUGCUAGAAAUGAAAAAGUAUGAGAACCAAAGUGAUGAGCGACCUUUAAAAGCUAGGGAGAGGUUUUCCAGUCUUGAGAUGAAAAAUAAUACUGGCCCUGAAGGGAUGAAGGCCAGGUUUAGCCCAGAGAAAGGCUUCAGAGAAGUGCAGAUUCCUACUGACACAGUAGAGAAGGAAGGAUCACCAAAGGACAAGAAGUGUACAGUCAAAGUGACUUUGACACCUUUGAAAAUGGAUCCAAACGGGACCAAACCAAUCAGCACCUCCUCUGACACAACUACAACAACCUCACUCUCACCUACCAGCCAGGACUCCCACAAGAGAGCUUCACGCUCUCUUCUCUUCUCUCCAUCUGCAAGCUCCGAAAGCUCAGAAUCUGAUGCCCAACAUCAUGCAGAUGACUCUGAGGAACACCUCUUGACACAUCACUGCACAAGAGAAGAUGUGGAGGGUACUGAUGAUGGGGAAGAGCACCCUUUAGAAGAUGGCAACAGAGUGGAAAAACACCACGAGGAAGACAGUGACAGCUCAGGGUCAGCAAAACGGCGCUAUCCUCGGCGCAGUGCACGAGCCCGGUCCAAUAUGUUCUUUGGUCUCACACCCUUUUAUGGCGUGCGUUCAUAUGGGGAGGAGGACAUUCCCUUCUAUAGUAGCGGGGAUAGCUCAGGGAAGAAACGAGUAGGAAGUGGGGGUGGAAAGCGUUCUGCUGAAGGUCAAGUGGAUGGCGCUGAUGACAUGACCACCUCUUCCUCAGGAGACAGUGGGGAUGAUGAGGAGGGUGGGGUUGGUCAUUGCACUGAUGAAGACAGUUACUACUACAAUUUCACCCGCACCAUCAUACAUCCCAGUGGCGGAGUCCCUCCCACAGGGGGCAGGGAGCAGUGUUUAGGCACAGGGUCCCAACUUCCAAAUUUCCUGAAAGAAGAUGCAGCAGAUGAGAAUAUGGUGGUUGAAGGAGCCAGAGGCCUAAGCAGGACAAGGAUUGGUCAACUGGAUGGGGUGGACGAUGGCUCCGAAAGUGAUGCCAGUACAAGUACCACCACCACCACCACCACUGCUACCACUUCAUCUUCAAACAAGACUGCUAACAAGAGGAAGGGCAGGGAAAAUCGAGCAGACAAGCUGGACAUGGAUUCAACAAAAGAGGUUGAAAACAGUAGUGGUGUAGGGGGUGGAAGCAACAACAGCAAUAGUCGUGAAGGCAGGAAGAAUCAGAAGGAGAAUUGUCUCCCCCUUGGGGGAGUAAAAGCACAGGGCCAGGAUCCCCUCGAUGCCCAGUUGUCCCUCAACUCUGACCUCCUCAAGUCUGAUUCAGAGAACACCAACAGUGAUGACUACGGCAACAUUCUUCCGUCGGAUAUUAUGGAGUUUGUGCUCAACACGCCUUCCAUGCAGGCUCUGGGACAGCAGCAAGAGGCUUCCUCCUCUGAGCUCCUUUCACUCGGCGAGGGCUUUGAGCUUGAUGGGAACCGUGGAAAGGAUAUUAGCCUUUUCGAGGAUUUCUCUCAACCGCUGCCUACUGCAGAGCAGGUUGAGAGUAGUGUAAAUCCUUCCAUUUCAGCAGAGGAGUCUUAUGGCCUCCCACUGGAGCUGCCUUCAGAUCUUUCUGUACUCACAACCCGCAGUCCAUCAGUGAGUAAUCAGAACCACGGAACCUUGAUCUCAGAGUCUUCUGAGCGUUCCAUUCUGUCCUUGCCAUCAAGCGAUGAAGUGCCAGACAAAGGAGGAGAGAAACAGGGGGGAGUGGCAAGUAGCUCCAAAAAGGUUCAGCAGGGAGGGACUGGAAGUGUAGACUCACAGGUUUCUGAGGGCCAUAUAACCCCAGAACAUUUCAUCCCCAGCCACUUAGAGGCAGAACGUAUUACAAGUCCACCCAUCACCCAAGUGGUAGAACCUGGUAGUCAAGACUUGACUAGAGCAUCUGGGACUCCUGUAUUGCCAAACUCCCCUUCUUUACCUCUUCAGGGACAAAAGUACAUGACUGCUUCUGCAGACAGUCCAGGCUCUGCUCAGGUGUCCACCACUGCAGUUCAGACUGCUGCAACCCACCUCAAACCAGGAACAGAGAAGCUCAUAAUUGUGAACCAGCAUAUGCAGCCACUUUAUAUGCUACAGACACUUUCCAACGGAGUCACUCAGAAGAUUCAGAUAGCCCCUUCAGUGAGCACAGCUGGAGUGAUGGACACAAACUCCAUGACUGGAGGUUUAACACUAGCACCUGGUCUCACUGCAGGCAUGCCAGGCUCUCAGCCUAUAUUUUCGUCUGGUGGAAAAGGUUUAGUUUCUAUGCCACACCAUCCUCAGAUCCAAACUUUUGCAGGAGCUGCCCAGACAGGCUUCCAGCCUGGUAUCCCAAGCACCACAUCUAGCCUGCUAAUUGGAGUUCAUUCCCAGGAUCCCCAGGUUCUAGUAUCUGAGGCUGGCCACCACACGGAGCUGGCUUCCAAUCCCACAAUUGUCUCCAGUGCUCUACCAGUCUCUCCCUCUGCAACAGGAUCCAUUUCAGGGCAUGGGAAGAAGCGUCCUAUCUCUCGGCUCCAGCCCCGUAAGGCCAAAAGGCUUGCUCGGUCAGGAAGCCAGCCUGUGUUAACUCCAUCUGAUACCGGUCCUAACAUGACCCUCAUCAACUUCUCGGCAUCUCAGAUUCCUCCUGGAGUCCCUGCUCAGCAAGGGUUGGUUGAACUGGGAACUCUAACCACAACAACUGCCACAUCUCACAGGAAAGUCCCCAACAUCAUCAAGCGUCCUAAAGUUGGAGUUUACUUUGAGUCACCACCUCUGCAAGGUCUUUCUACCCCUACUGUGCAGCAAGGGAUCCUGGGACCUGAAUCUUCUGCACACGUGGUGCCGUGCACUGUGUCUGGACUCAGUACUAAUCAGCCUGUGCUGAAUGUUGUGUCUGUCCCAGCUGGUGGACCUGCUAACCUCCUUGGCACCCAGGGUCUCCUUGGCCCCACUGACUUCAGCAACCUGCUACUUAAGGCCAGUCAGCAGACUCUGAACCUUCCAGAACAACAGAUGGUUCUCCAGUCAGGCACCCCUAUGAUUGCGCAGUUGAGCACCUCGGCACAAACUCCCAGCACCAACAGUAUUUGUGUACUGCCCCCACCUCAGACCAUCAACAUGUCUGUAAACCCGCAGUCAGACCAGGUGGGGGCCUAUCACCUCCAGCACCACCCGACCAGUCUAGUGUCAGCAGAGAAGCCUCAGAUUCUGGGUCAGAGCACUUCUGCUCCUGUGCUGCAGUCACCCCGGGCAGUAACACAAGAGAUUGCUGCGUGCCGCCCUGCUGGCAUCUCUGGUUUGAGCUCCAGGACUGUUCCCUUUUCUCGAGCCUCAGAUUUGCAGCAAGCGCAUAAAGUCAUGAGCACAGUAGCUUCAGCAGCUGUCUCAUCUGGAAAAGGGAAGCAAAAAGCCAAGCGGCCUCAGCAUAGCCCAGACAAGACUAGCAGCAAGAAACACAAGCCAUGGCGUGCAGGCAGCCCUCGGGAGAAACAAGAAGGAGGCAACACAGGUAGCGGUGCUGGGCCCACUUUUAGGGAUUGGCGACCGGACUCUCCCAAGUCCAUGGAAAAACCUGAGGAAAGAGAACUUAGGAAGGGAGUUGACCAAACUGCAAAACCUGAACCUUCUGUCACAUCCCCAAAGUGUACAGAUACCAGUGGAGUCAAAUCAAAGUCUACAGUUCCGAGUCUAAAAGAAGAGGGAAUGUCAGGUACCCCACAAGUAGCCACACUGGACCUGGAGAGUUGCAGAAAGAACUCCUUGCUGGACGGCAAGCCUAAGAAGGGGUUGAUGUUUGAGAUCUGCAGUGAUGAUGGUUUCCAGAUUCGCUGUGAGAGCAUUGAAGAGGCCUGGAAGUCACUGACUGAUAAAGUCCGGGAGGCACGUUCUAAUGCCCGGCUCAAGGAGCUCUCCUUUGAAGGGGUGAACGGUUUACGGAUGUUGGGCGUGAUCCAUGACGCCGUGCUGUUCCUUCUGGAGCAGCUGUCUGGUGCCCGACAUUGCAGUCGCUAUCGUUUCCGUUUCCACAAGCCAGAUGAGUCAGAUGAGCCACCAAUUAACCCUCAUGGAGCUGCCCGAGCUGAGCUGCACCAUAGGCGAUCAGUUUUUGACAUGUUCAACUUCCUGGCAUCCAAGCACCGUCAACCACCUGAAUACAACCCUCAUGAUGAGGAUGAGGAAGAAAUUCAGCUGAAGUCUGCUCGGCGAGCCACCAGUAUGGACCUCCCCAUGCCAAUGAGGUUCAGACAUUUGAAAAAAGCAUCCAAAGAGGCAGUUGGGGUCUACAGGUCUGCUAUCCAUGGCAGGGGCUUGUUCUGCAAGAGAAACAUUGACCCAGGGGAAAUGGUGAUCGAGUAUUCAGGCAACGUCAUCCGCUCCGUCCUUACAGAUAAGCGCGAGAAGUACUAUGAUGGCAAGGGCAUCGGCUGCUACAUGUUCCGCAUUGACGACUACGAGGUGGUGGACGCUACCAUGCACGGCAACGCAGCACGCUUCAUCAACCACUCCUGCGAGCCCAACUGCUACUCACGCGUCAUCAACAUCGACAGCAAGAAGCACAUUGUCAUCUUCGCCAUGCGCAAGAUCUUUCGGGGCGAGGAGCUCACCUACGACUACAAGUUCCCCAUUGAGGACCCCAGCAACAAGCUGCCCUGCAACUGUGGCGCUAAGAAGUGCCGGAAGUUCCUCAAUUAGUAGCCUCCCCCAACUUCGCGUCCCUCCUGCCCUUCAGCUCUCUCUCACAUAGCCUAAAGGUGCCAAUGCAUUCUGAGAGGCUUGGAGUGGGGGGCUUAAGUGAGUUUGCACUAUGACAGGGCUGUGUGUUCAGAUGGGAGUGUUUUAAGAAGCGAAUGAUUUAUUAUUGUGCCUCAUGAUUCAGCCUUUUUCCAAUUGCAUGGUAUUUGGGUUGAGAGAGAAGCGGGGGUGUGGGUAAAAAACGCACAAAACGAAAAUGGUUGGCAAUCGGGCCUAUGCUGAAGAUAGCAUUGUCAUUCUAAUGGCAUUGUCAUUCUGUUUACCUACAUGCAACAAAGGCAUAGUUACUAUUCCAUUCGUACAAUACCGUUACAGAUCUGGUUUCUCGGUUGCCGAACAACAUAAUUGUUCAGAUUUCUAUUUCAAAUCUGACCCAGGACAAAAAAGCAACAAGAUGUUGACAUUUUAUGUGGAAACAAACUUUUUUUCCUUCUUUUUUUCAAAUUUACACCAAAGUGCAAUUUGUGAAAGGGAAAUGGUUAUCUUUCUUACAGCAAAAAGUUUGGAUUGACCAGUCAUGACCUUUGCUUCCCUGUCAACCCCACCCUUUCAAAGACAUCUCCAUGUUUGAAUGUCAGCUGAGGCCUACAGAGCAGCCAUGGUAGCAGGAGAUACACCGGGUCUGCAGUGACUCUUCCUUGCAGCUCCUUUGAAGCUUUGUAAAUAGGACUCCUCGUCUAAAUGACUGUCAGGUCUCGAGUGGUGUGAUUGAAUUUUGUGAACACUAGAGGGAGUGUCAGUCCAGGCAAUGGUGUUACGAGAGGAGUUUCCCGCCGAAGUCGGACCGGCACUAAUGAUGGCGAACAUGCUGUAAAAUAACCACGUACGUAUUUGUGUGACUUUGACCACGAUAGAGAUGCGACUUGCGCAGCCGGUACUUGCCGAGAGGAAGUUCUGGUGGACUGACAGUCGGGGGACAGAGCCGUUUUUUAAAUAGUUUGGGUUUGUUUCUGGACUUGUUUUAUUUUGACAUAGGAUUAUGAGACACAAGCAGAGCCAGCAGUAGUAGUUGUUGUUGUUGUUGUUGUUAUCGAACUGUGUACAGUUCCAGUAGGAUCUCUGUGCGAACGGGAGGUCAGCCUUUCUGCAGCCGAGUGACAGCAGUUACUUCCUGAUUCACUUGUCAAAGUGUUCCAGUUUACUAGCAUUGAAAAUCAUUCAGCUCUCACUGGUACCACUUAAACAUACUCAAAGAAAAAUACCAUUUUGACCUUAUUUAUCUACUUAUUGGCCUGGAUCAUGUAGUCUUCUGCCUGAAAAUGAUCAUUUAAUAACGGGGAAAAAUAUGUCCUGCUUUCUUUAUAAAAUGUAAAUAAUAUGUAUAUUUUUCUAUUUGUGUGACAAAAAGAAAACGCACUUGCUAGUGAAAAGCACUUAACGAUUGUAUUUAUUUUUUUAAGGAAUCGAGUUGUAUUUAUUUUACUGGCUCCUAUUUUGUAGGAAACAGAUGUUUACAAACGCUUAAACUUGGUCGAGGCUUUUUUUUUUUUUUAAAUAGAGCUGCCUUAUUUAUUUCAUUUUUUUUUUAACCUAUUUUAGUAGGUUUUUUUUUUUUUCUACAUCUUUUGCAGCCUGAAUGUUCACCCUCUGUUCCAAAGACAUGCCGUCACCAUCGCUCUCGAGUGCAGUCCACCAGUAACUGUUUCAUAGCGCAAUGCCGUUUUUAAAGUGCAGCAGCAAGCUGUUCUGGUCCUUUGCUUUUGUAGUUACGAGAGAAAAAAACCUUAUUGGAAUUGUGUCUGUGUUUAAGCUGUUCAUGCGGACACCUCGUGUUUGUGGCCUUAAUGGCAGUUGGAGGAAAGAUACAGCAUGCUUAUUAUGUAAGCAGACCUCCGUGUCUCAUUCCUAACUCCUGAGGAACUUUUUUUUUAGGAGCACUUCUUUUCUCAGUGCAGCCCUUUCAAGCAAGCAAAAGUAAUAUUUGUUUGUGUGUGUGUUUUUUUUUUUUUUUUUUUUUUCUUUUAUUUUUUGUCUGGCAAGUUUUGUGUCUUCAGUUUUUUUCAGGCAUAAUAAUAUUACAGGCUACUAGAGAAACCAUAGCAACCAGAUGAGACUGCGCAUUUUGCAAGAGCACAGUUCUGAUAUUUCAGUUCGUUCAUCAUCGCUGAUGGGGAGGCGUUUGUACGUCCCGCUGGGGAAAACGCGAGGGGCUGUUUAACGCGAGCCGUGAGCAGACGUGUCGCCUUGUUUUGUUUCCUAUGUUUCGGUGAGAGUGUCGUGCCUUCUCAGUUCACGUGAGCCUUUCCGGGCUUUUCUCAUUUUGACCUUUGACCCCAGUCGGUACCGCUCCCAGUCUGCCUGACGGCACCAAGUAGGGGAAUCAUAGAUCAUGUCUUUGCUGCAAAAAAAAAAAAAAAAAAAAAAAAGUCUGAGGGACUUCAGUGGCGAUGUCAGGAAGGCUUGCUCAUCUGCUACAAGUUGCCUCUGAAAUGGAGCCACAAUCGAUGCUGCUGUGUGCGACUACUCCGUGGCAACGCGCUCGUUGUGUCACCUGUACAGCGGCUGCAGCAUUCCUCAGAGCCCUGACCCUGGCCCAGGCUGUCCGGCAAAGCAGGUUCACCCGUGUUCUACACGUAGAAGCAGAGACUGUGCUCACGCGCCAAGGUGGAUUUGUAGUAUGGUCCUAGAGGAUAACAGCAGUUUGACUUCACUUGACUUUCACUGAAUUUCAGAAACAAAUGUGAAAAUCCUUCCAUGUGUCAUUGGCGUCGGUGACCGUAUUGUUUUGUUUGGUCCGUGAGCCACCAUUCCAAGUCACUCUUAAGUGCUCAGGAUUUUUUUUUUUUUUCCUUUUUUUCUAUCAAGACCUCAAGCACAGCUGUUUUUCUUCAGGCUGAACUCUGCUGAUUCUGUUGCAGUCCAGCUCCAGCAGAACCUCAUGUCUUCAUUUUCAACCAGAUGCUUCGGGGCCAAGGAUCCUGGUUUUGCUGUCACGGGCUGGAUGUAACGGUUCUUCUACACAACCCUUUUAUGCAGCCUGGAGCGUGCCGUACAUUCAGGGAUAUACAGCCUCUUCUGGUUCUCACUUCCACUAUUCUCUCAACUUUGGCACAGGGGCCCUGCGGAAAUCUGCAGCCUGCUCUUUAAUGAAUGUAUAUUGACAACGAAAAAAGAAUGACAAUGUUAACAAUAACUUGAUUCUGCAGUUUUUUUUUUUCCUUAAAUCAAGAAAAUAAGACGGUCAAUUCAAAAAGGUUAUAGAAACCAAACAUGGCAACAGAAAAGGAAAAAAAAAAUACAGGGAUGAAGCUCAACAGAAGGGCUUGGUUAAGGCGGUUUUCGUCGCUGUUUUAGUUUCAAUGCAAUACUACUCAAGAUUUGUUGCUCCAUGUCCUAGUGAACCUCUCUCCUGUCAAUUCAGGCUGAUCGUGUGACGGCGUCUCCUUGUGGGGAACCUGGUGUGGUCUCCUGCGCCUCGACACCUGUAGUUACUGCUCGCUCAUCCACUCUUGCUCUUUAAAUAUAUAAAUCUAUAUAUACAUAUAAAUAGCAACUUGUACUUCAGUAUCUACAUAAUAUAUGGAAUGGACAAACUUAGUUACAGUAGCAAAACAGCAGCUUAAUAAAGGUUAUUUGCAUCUUUCAAUGUACUCUAUAAUGGUUUUUGUGUUACAGUAUCAGUUUAGAUCUAGACUAACGUCGUACAACAGCUUUGUAUAUUGAUAUUCCAGUACCAGUUCCUCCCUCGGAGCACUGCAGUCUCCUCUCUUUAUUUUCUAAAUGAACGAUAUUUAUAGUAUGAAAAUGUAUAUGUAUAAUGUGGUUGUGAACUUCUUGAGGUCAGCCAUUUGAUUAUUGUGUUUUUAUUGUUGUAGUGAAUUUUUUUUUUUUUUUUUUUUUUUUUUCCCUUUUGUACAUUUCCUUUGUACGUUUUUAACAGGGAUUUUAGAAAGCUUACUUGAUGUGGUAUUAUUCUGUUGAAAUUGCAAUGGUCAUUGAAAGGAUUCCUCCCCACACACACCCCUUCCACAAUACUGACCACCAAAUACCCUCUUCUUUUCUCCAUUAGGAAAUCGUGUUGGUACCGUACAUUAUUUAUAACAAGUAUUUGAACAACGUUAACCGUGAUUUUGUAUUUAUCACUGCUUUGAUCACCAUCUUAAAAUAAUGGUCACAGUAACACUGCUAAUAAUGUAACGGUAACAAAUAUUCCACAUUAUUUAUUGAUGUUGUUUUUAAACUUAGUUGCCAGUACAGUUGCCAUGGUGACACAGAUGCUGUAACCCAAUGGAGAGGCUGGAGUUGAUCUCCUGGCACUGUGCAGGAUAUCAUUUCAUGCUCACAUGUCACUGAUGCUAAGGUUGAUUGGUGAAGGGAUGUGGGUGUGGUGGUGGGGGGAGUUCUCAGGACAGUGGGCAGCGGGUAUUUGUGUCAGGGCUCGCUUUUUUUUUUUUUUUUUUCUUUCUCUCUCUCCCCUAUAGUUUUGAAUCAAACCCUCCCUUGUUGUGGUGUAUUUCCAUGGGCACACUUCUUCAGUACCUGAGCUCUCUAUGAUGGACACCAUGAUGAUAACUCUGUUUGUUCCUCUGAGUUUUUUUUCCAGUGUUAUCUCAUAUCAC
Scleropages formosus (Asian bonytongue) is the source of this 17575-nucleotide messenger RNA. It is a transcript of the gene kmt2a, whose product is annotated as lysine (K)-specific methyltransferase 2A. Gene Ontology annotation, cellular component: nucleus; histone methyltransferase complex. Gene Ontology annotation, molecular function: protein binding; DNA binding; zinc ion binding. Lineage: Eukaryota; Metazoa; Chordata; Actinopteri; Osteoglossiformes; Osteoglossidae. Bases 42 to 12956 code for a protein of 4304 amino acids. Gene Ontology annotation, biological process: positive regulation of DNA-templated transcription. The record is from RefSeq and is a predicted model, not a curated record. The transcript has 35 exons.